AUGAAAGCCAUCACCCUUAGGAGUGGAAAACAGCUACCACCAAAAACUCUUAUUAGGGAUAAUGAGAAGCAAGAUGGGGAGGUGGUCAUCAAUGUGGAUGAUGAUGUGGUUAUUAUGGAUGAGAAAACCAAUGAAGAGAUCUUGGAGAAAAUAGUUGAAGUAAAAGGAAAGGUGCCUCAAUACAACAAGUUCCUCAAGGAUGCUGUAACUAAGAAGAAGAAGGAGAUGGAAGGCAUGGUGGUUCUUACUCAUGAGUGUAGUGCUAUUAUCCAAAGGCUAACCAUCCCUAAGAAGCUUGAAGAUCCAGGAAGCUUUACUUUACCUUGUGCCAUUGGGCAAUUUGCUUUUGAGAGGUGUCUAUGCGAUUUGGGAGCAAGUGUGAGCCUUAUGCCUCUCUCCAUUGCUAAAAGGCUUGGCUUUACACAAUACAAGAAGUGUAGACUCUCUCUUGUGCUAGCUGAUCGCUCAGUGAAGAUUUCCAUUGGUAUCCUAGAAGAUCUCCCUGUUAUGGUUGGAAAUUGUGAGAUUCUUACAGAUUUUGUGGUGUUGGAGAUGGAUGAAGAACCAACAGAUCCUUUGAUAUUGAGGAGACCUUUCUUGGCUAUAGCAGGAGCAGUUGUGAAUGUUAAGGAAGAGAAGAUUGAUCUUCACCUUGGAAAGGGAAACAUUCUUCACUUUGACAUCAAGGAGGUGAUGAAGAAGCCUAUUACUCAAAGUCAAGCAUUCUACAUUGAGGAGAUGGAGGUUUUAGCUGAUGAACUUCUAGAGGAGUUGGCACUUGAAGACUCUUUACAACAUGCCUUAACAAUUGAGAGAGAGGUCCAAAUGGUUGAGAACAAGGAAAGUGAUGCUUAUGUGAAGAUGCUGGACUCUCACACGGAGAUUAGUGAUGAAGAACAAAAUGAGGAGCUUUCAUAUGAGGAUCACCAUGCUUCCUCAGCUACUCAACAAGAGAACCUUCAAGAGGAUGAUUGGAGUGAACUCAAAGCACCAAAAGUGGAGCUUAAACCUCUUCUCCAUGGUGUAAGGUAUGCUUUCUUUGGCCCUAAUGAGACUUACCCUGUCAUAGUGAGUAGUGAGCUUAAUGAAGAUGAAUUGUCUAAACUUUUGAAUGAACUUAAAAAGUAUAGAAAGGCAAUAGGCUACUCACUAGAUGAAAUUAAAGGGCUAUCACCUUCUUUAUGCAUGCAUGCAUAG
This is a messenger RNA of Brassica napus (rape), 1197 nucleotides long. RefSeq lists its product as uncharacterized. The record is from RefSeq and is a predicted model, not a curated record. The transcript has 2 exons. Bases 1 to 1197 code for a protein of 398 amino acids. NCBI's taxonomy places the organism in Eukaryota, Viridiplantae, Streptophyta, Magnoliopsida, Brassicales, Brassicaceae.